AUGGCUGCUGCGGCUCUGGACAAUGCCAACCCCAUCAUUCUGAGCGCCUCGCAGCUCCCAACCCGGCACAGGCGGUCCGCUCCGCGCAAGGGCCCCGACUGCAGAUACUCAGACCUGAUCCUCUCCAAGCCGUCGUACAUGUCUCGGCCCUUUUUGCAAGACGACGAUGCCCAGUAUCAGCAUGAUACAGCGGCGGCCGUGGCUUGGUCCCGCUUCGGUUCCGGCGCAGGAGGUGCAGAUGACAAUCUCUCGGCUGAGGCCAUCGAUGAGCAGGAGAUCUACGAUCUUAUUUCCAAUAUCACGGACCCUGAGCACCCUGUCUCCUUGGGCCAGCUGUCUGUCAUCAAUCUUCCCGAUAUUCACAUUACUCCCUCUCCGGCUCUCGGCGUGCCAAGCCCAAAUACCAUCGUGCAGGUCACCGUUGAGCUAACCCCUACCGUCACCCACUGCUCCCUCGCUACCGUGCUUGGACUUGGCGUUAGAGUCCGGCUGGAGCAGGUACUCCCCCCGAAUUACCGCGUUGAAGUUAUUUGCAAGGAGAACAGCCACAGCCAGGAUGAUCAGGUGAACAAGCAGCUUAGCGACAAGGAGCGUGUUGCGGCGGCUCUGGAGAAUGACUCGCUAAAGAGCGUCUUGGACAAGAUGCUAGAGUCUUGCAUAGAUAAUUAA
This is a messenger RNA of Trichoderma gamsii, 669 nucleotides long. RefSeq lists its product as hypothetical. The record is from RefSeq and is a predicted model, not a curated record. NCBI's taxonomy places the organism in Eukaryota, Fungi, Ascomycota, Sordariomycetes, Hypocreales, Hypocreaceae. The coding region runs from base 1 to 669 and encodes 222 amino acids. The transcript has 2 exons. Gene Ontology annotation, biological process: iron-sulfur cluster assembly.